UUAUCAUAUGAAGUUGAAACCAAUCAAUAUUUGUCGAUUCCUGCUCAGCCUCAAACUUCGCUUACAUUCCUUCCAUUAAGAGUUUAUGCAAUUGAGAAAUAGACAGACAGCAACGGGACGGGGUUUUCCAGGACGACUUUUCAUGGUGAUGAAAACAAGCUGUAAGGCCUGAAAAAGGAGAGGUGAGUGAACAAAGAAGAGAGGGAAGCGGGGAUGGAUUUUGCUGCUCAUAGUAACUUGUAUUUACAGCUACAAAAUGAAUCACACUUUUAUGAAUUUUUAAACUUCAUACAGACGCCAUGAGCCAGAACAUGACAUGGGACGACACUGCAAGGAGGAACCAGGAGAUGAAAGCCAAGGCAAUGGAGAUUUGGAACCUUUUGCAUGGGAAGUGAGGUGUGGCAUUGCAGUAGUGCAGGUCUUGAGCGUACAAAAUUGUGACUCCUGCUGAUGCCGAUGCUGCUGCAAGUGACAGGAUAGAUGUCACCUGCAAAAAUCCAGAAAAAUGAUGCUGGGUUAUGAAGCUCGACCUAAGAAGAAAUGAGAAAUGAACAAUUAUGUGCAAACAUGAUGGCUGAACCAUCUACCCAUUUCUAUAGAUAUACUUAGGAGAAGAGUGCAUGAAGCUGAAAAAGAUUCUUAGUCUUUGCAUUCAAGUAUGCCAGGAAGCUUGAAGCAAAGACUAGAGAAGAAGAUAGUUAUCAACUACAUGUUUGAAGCCUUUUGUGAUCCUAUAUAGAAAUUGAAAAUGAUCACUUGAAGUAAUGGUAGGCAUUUACCCAAUCACCGACAACAAAUAGGCUCACUAAGACAGGAUUCUGCAGGCUUCUCUUUGAUUUCAGUGCAUGUAGAUCAAGGCAUGCAAGUCCAAAACUCCAUAGAACUUGAAGCCCCAUAGAUGCAAUUAGAUAGCUGAAAAUUUUGGGCAACAUAUAUAUAUCAUACAUCAAGGAACUGAGUAAAAAAAAUGUAAAUAUGGCAGCUCUUCUAAAACGUCAUAAUAUAAUCUUUCAGUUCAACUCUACUUCCAUCUUCCUUUACAGAAGUCCACAAGAGAACCCAGUAAUCAUAGCUCUAGAGCUAUUCAAGAAGUUAACUGGGAAUCAAGGAAGUUAGAAGACACAUCCAACUAAGCUAGUGAGACAAAUGUGCACAAAAACAUUCACAGGCGAAACCCUUAUGGUUUACAACACUUUCAACAAGCUGAGCACAGUUUUGCAACACUUCUAAUAAUUUGAGCCUGCUCACUUCUGCAGGCGACAGCAUAUUGCAAGCGCACUCAGUUCUUAUCUUCCUGUUUAGCAUGAAAGUGCUAAAAUUCAGUGUUCACCAUAGUUAUGGUACACGGCUCUCUGAUUUUGGUAUCAAAGCAACACUAGAAAGAGGAAAUUCAACACGAAGAGAGAUGGCCUUUCAAGAAUAAUGUUAGGGCUUUCACUGUCCAACAUUCUGUUAACCAGAUGAGUCAUGGCUGGUGAAAAUCAACCCAAGAAGCACCAUCAAUCAGAAAUCAAAACCAGCAAUGUAAAAACUAAAGAAAGAUAGAGAAAUCAGGAUCAGUAAGCAAUCAGGGAGAGGAACCUAAGAAGUAAGCUGUUACUUAAAAAAAAUCAAGCCGCAGUCUCUCAGUGAUCACAUUGAUUAACAAAAUUUCUACUAUUGAUUCAACGCCAAGAGAGCCUGAGCUCAUUACUCACAAUAUUGAUGGUACAAUCACAGCAAUUCACUACAAACCACUUUUAUAACCAAUCCAAAUAGUUCCAACCACUAAUCGCAGAUCUACUGUAUUCAGUUCUCUCUCAAAUGCAAUCACAAUCACAACACCAUCUUUCAAACUAAUCCCACAGUUCUCUCUGAAACUUUAUAAAGCCCUCCCUGGAAGAUCAAUUCCCUAACAAAACCGUAGCUUCAUUAAGGUAAACCCUUGUUUGAAUGGACCCCAUCUCUUCCCAGAUACAGAAUUCACACCAGAAUAAGCCAAUAACCCAGAAACGGACCAUUGACAAGUGAAAGCUUAACCAUAAUCAGAUUCCAAACUAUCUCACAACGAACACAAACAAUCAAUGACCACCCAACAGCUCAAACCCAUGCAACCACACCAAAUUCGGCUCUAUACAAGAAAUCCAAAAUGAAUAGAACAAAGCGAGAAAAAGAGGAAAUUUUACCAGAAAGCAGUAGAGUUGAAGAAGCCAUGGGCAGAAACCAUAACCCCAAUCGAAGCAGCUGCAAACACAAACUGCCCAACCCUCAGUCCCAAACCACUCGCCCUCCCUGGACUUCCAAACAAUUCCUUCAUCAGUCCCCCCCACGGCAACGAAAUUUACACUUCUCCCCCCGCUCCUCCUCGAACCCAAGACCCCUUUUUCACAGAAGCUCGCCGGAAAUGAACCCAACUUGGAGAAAUCGAGAAUUCCUCAUAGCAUUCUUACAAGCUCCAUGGACAGAAGAAGGGAAAUUUUCUGUCUGCCUCCGAGCUGACGGUGGAGAUCUUAUUGAUGCAGCACUUAAUGGAAGAAUGUUCUUUCCUUUCUUCCACUCCCAGAAAUUUGACGUUAUCGGCUUUUUUUUAUUGAAUCAAAGGAAUUAUAAUCAACCAAUUUGGACUUUGGACACUUCAAAUCAAAUGUAAAAAUAACAGAAAAAAGACACAGAACGAUUUUAUAAUUGCUUGUGAUGGCUCUGACAGAACUUCGCCGGUUCUCACUUCUUGCUUUUCUGACUUCUGUUUCAACUUUUGUAGGUUCUUUAUUGUCAUUUUGAUGAACGGGAAAAUUCAGUGUUGGGCUGACUUUAUUUAAGUGGGCCUAAGGCCCAGUCAAGAAGGGUUUGUGAGUAUCCGGAGAUUCCGGACCGCACCUUAAUUGGGCCGAGAAAUUCAGCCCGGAUCCUUAAACCCUAAAACUCCUGCCAAUUCCCCGUUCGUCCCCAAAAUCAGUCUCUCUCCCUAAAACCCUGAGAAUGGCGUUCAGAGCAGUGAUACGGAAAUCGGCAUCUUUGGCCCCACUCGUCGGUCGAGCUAUUGGUCGUGUUGAGGCUCGCCGGAGCUUUGGUUCGGCAAUCCUCACCGCCUCAGGCCGUCGCCGUGGCUGUCUCUGCGGGAGAGGACACCCUGCUGGGUCUUAUUUAUGCGGCUAUUCUACAGCUGUUGUGAGCAAAAAGCCCGCUGCCGCUGAGUCGCUUCUUCGAAUUGUCGAGGAUGAAAUUAAGGCAGCUCAGGAGACUGAUGAUCACGAUCGGGUUGAGGAUGUUCCAGAAGGUUUCCCUUUCAAGAUUGAGGAUAACCUGGGUCAACAGACACUAAUACUGACAAGACAGUACGAUGGUGAACAUAUGAAAGUUGAGGUGCACAUGCCUGAUCUUGUCACCGGUGAAGAGAAUGAUGUUCGAGAUGACGAUGAUGACGAUACCGAGAGGCCAACUCAGUCUAGCCUCCCGUUGGUUGUUACUGUUACCAAGAAGAGUGGAAUCUCUUUGGAGUUCAGCUGUGUUGCUUUUGCAGAUGAGAUUGCAAUUGACAGCUUGUCGGUCAAGAAACCGGAAAAAGAUUCUGAAGAAAUGGCGUAUGAAGGACCAAACUUCCAUGAUUUGGAUGAGAAUCUGAAGAAUGCUUUCCACAAGUAUUUGGAGAUACGCGGAAUCAAGCCCAGCACAACCAAUUUCCUUCACGAGUACAUGAUCAACAAAGACAGUAAAGAGUAUUUGGGCUGGUUGAAUGAACUCAAGAAGUUCGUGGAGGCGUGAGAGUUUCUCAAAAUCACUUCUUCGAUCUCGUUGAUUGAAGAAAUCUCGUGUUCAACCACUGUAGGUUUCUGAAUACAAAGUUGAGGUGCUGUCAUCAGUCAUCAACAGUAAUAGUUUUUUCACAUGUAACCAGAUGUUAUAUCAGGUUACUUCAUAGGUGGCUUUGGUGUAUAAGUAGGAACUUUGGCUCGGAGUGUGUACUCUGCUUAGUGCUUAUGCUGCUUCUACUUGCAAAACCGCCCUUUUGCCAUUUGGUGACCACAUACUAUAUUGAGGAAUCUAAGGUCCGAUGUUUCAAAGAGCUUUAUGUUGUUGAUUUCUUCUUUGGUAUACGAUUUAUUGAUAUAGGAGAAUCUGAUUAAGAGACUAUUGUUUGAAUUAUCAGAUUUAUAAUAUGAACAAUUUAUCACGCGGACAAAAUGUGACUGGGUAAUGUUGUGGCUUUUGUUUUGGGAGUAUGCAUGAAGGACAAAUUGAUUAUUAAUAAAAUGGGUUAUGAUUU
This is a messenger RNA of Linum trigynum, 4243 nucleotides long. The record is from the annotation of a GenBank genome assembly. Lineage: Eukaryota; Viridiplantae; Streptophyta; Magnoliopsida; Malpighiales; Linaceae.